Messenger RNA from Myiozetetes cayanensis, 5460 nucleotides. RefSeq names its product UTP15 small subunit processome component (gene UTP15). NCBI's taxonomy places the organism in Eukaryota, Metazoa, Chordata, Aves, Passeriformes, Tyrannidae. Gene Ontology annotation, biological process: rRNA processing; positive regulation of transcription by RNA polymerase I. Gene Ontology annotation, molecular function: protein binding. The transcript has 11 exons. Gene Ontology annotation, cellular component: nucleolus. The record is from RefSeq and is a predicted model, not a curated record. Bases 147 to 1793 code for a protein of 548 amino acids.
CGCUCCCGUCGCGCCCCCCGAGCCUCUCCCGGGCAGCCCCGCCGGACCCGACCCGUGGGCAGCGCCACUCGCCGGCGGCUGCCGCGGCCUGAGGAGGCGCGGCGGGAGGCUGCGCCGAGCCCGGAGACCCCCGCGCCCGCAGCGCCAUGGCCGCGUACAAGCCGGUGGUGGUGCAGGCGUGCCCCAAGCUCGGCGAGAAGAUCACGCAGGACACGCUGUACUGGCGAGGGUACAAGACACCAGUUCAGAUAAAGGAGUUCGGUGCAGUAAAUAAAAUUGACUUCUCCCCAGUCCCGCCGUACAACUAUGCUGUCACAGCCUCCUCGAGGGUAAGUGGCUUCUCUGGGGUUUCUAUGAUCUUAUCCUUGUGUUCAUAUGAUACAAGAAAAUCUAACGCCUUGUUGUUUCUCCAGAUCCACAUUUACGGCCGUUACUCCCAGGAGCCCAUAAAAACUUUCUCCCGCUUCCGAGACGCCGCGUACGGUGCCACGUACAGGGAUGACGGGCAGCUGCUGGUGGCAGGCAGCGAGGACAGCAGCAUCCGCCUCUUUGACAUCAGCGGGAGAGCACCACUGAGGCAGUUCGAUGGGCACACCAAACCGGUUCAUCUAGUGGGUUUCCUGUCCGAUAAAUACAGAAUAUUUUCUGGUGGUGAUGAUUAUUCAACAAAUUUGUGGGAUAUUCCAAGUGCCACAGAAAUCAUCUCAUAUAAUGAACAUACUGACUAUGUGAGAUGCGGCUGUGCAAGUAAAGUGAAUGCGGAUGUCUUUAUAACAGGUUCCUAUGAUCACACUGUGAAACUUUUUGAUGCACGAACAAAAAGUAGUGUCAUGACAAUAGAACAUGGCCAUCCUGUGGAGAGCGUGCUUCUCUUCCCUUCUGGUGGACUUCUAGUAUCUGCAGGAGGUCGAUAUGUCAAAGUUUGGGAUGUACUAAAAGGUGGACAGUUACUGGUUUCACUUAAAAAUCACCACAAAACUGUAACUUGUUUAUGCUUGAACAGCUCUGGACAAAGGUUAUUGUCAGGAUCCCUGGACAGGCAUGUGAAGAUUUACAGUACUACAUCCUACAAAGUAGUCCACAGCUUUAAUUAUGCAACAUCCAUCCUCAGUCUUGCGUUGUCGCCUGAAGAUGAAACUAUAGUUGUAGGCAUGACCAAUGGGGUGCUAAAUGUUAAACACAGGAAACCUGAAGAAAGGAAUGAAAAGUCUCAAAAGAAGAGACAACCAGCAUAUAGAACCUACGUGAAAGGAAGAACUUACAUGCCAAAACAGGAAGAUUUCUGUGUCAGUAAACCUGUAAAACGUGUUUUGAGGAAAUACGACAAGCUACUGAAGAGCUUUGAGUCUUCCAAGGCUCUUGAUGCAGUCCUGGAGCCACCCAUCAUGCUUCAUACUCCUGAAGUUACAGUUGCAGUCAUGCAGGAACUACAUCGCAGAGGAACACUGAGGAGUGCACUUGCAGGCCGAGAUGAGAAACAAGUUAAUCUUCUCCUUACCUUUGUGGCAAGGCGUGUGAUUGAGCCACGAUUUACUCCUAUGCUGGUGACUGUUGCAGAUAUGAUCACUGAUAUUUAUCAACCUGUGGUUGGGCAGUCAGCAAUUGUUGAUAAACAGUUCUUGAAACUUCAGGAAGCUAUAGGAAAAGAGAUUGACUAUCAAGAGGAACUACUAGAAGUCUUGGGAAUGAUGGAUACACUGUUUGCUACUUUUACUGAGAAAAGAGAUACAUACCUAGAAGAGAAUGAAAGUAAUGGUCUUACAGAGACCAUUGAAACAAAUAGGAAUGACUGACAGCCAUCACAGCAAAUUGUCACAAAAAUAUUGUGGAGUUGGAAUAUAUGAUCUGUUCUCCUUGUAACUUCUUAUAAUAGUGACUGUCAAAAUAAGCCUUUCUGUGUUGAAGAUCUGUCUUCCAAACUGUGUUGCUGAAUAGGCUUGAUUACUAAAGACAGAGAAAGAAGGAAGUUUUCAAGACUUUUCUUGCAAUAUUUUUUGAACGACUGAAUUUUUAAAAGUUUUAUUCUGAAGUUAUGUAACUUUUUUAAGGUAUGUGUUGGUCAUCCAGUACUGUCAUUAUUUGAUUUUAUUUACCAGAAAAUAAUUGAGGUUUGUCUAAUUUUGAUGUGUCAUUGUCCUUAUUUGAGGUUAGUAUCCUGUCUCACAUCCUUGGAAAUAGUAACAAAAUGGCAUAUGCAUUUGAUAACACUUGACUACACUGAGUUUUCUCUCCCUGCUUCAUCUCCAUUUCAGACUUCCAUGAAUUCAUAGGAAACCACAAAAUGACUCAAGAAAAGAAAUACUUGCUUAUGUAUAUUGAAAAAUAUGAAUUAUAUAGAAAGCAGAUAAUACUUCUAAAGGGAAAUUAAUUCAAAUUAAAUUAUUAUAAUAAGGGAAAUGGACAGCAGUGAGAAAAUAAUCAGUUAAAUGUCAGAACUCAAUUUUUGUAUAAUUCUGUCACUUCCUGUCUACACUAUUACCAGUAUGUGUUUGAAUGCUAGGGUAAUGGAUUAUUGUAACUUCAGGCAGUGCUGUAUCACUGUAUACACAUUGGAAACAGAGGUGUGCAAAGGCCAUUGAGUACAUUUAGGAUGACACUAGGCUCUUCCUAGAGCCUCCUAACCAGUAUUGCCUGGAGUUGAAGGCACACAUUUCUCUUGGCAGUGUAGUGUCCCAUGGCUUGAAAACCACAAACCUUGACAUCAAAUGUGUUCUCAGUUCUUACUGGCAAUAUUCAUGUCUAAGCUAUGUAUCCAUUGUAGUGUGUCAAAGUUCAGUGCGUGGCUAGCAGAAGCAUAGGAAGAAGUUGGAUUAAAAUAGCGAUUAAUUUGAUCUUAAUUGGAGAGAGAGAGAGAUUUGAUGGAUUGACUGUUCAGUGGAUGAGAAGUUGGUUAGAUGGUUGCAUCCAGAGAGUAGUGGUCAAUGGGUCAGUGUCCAGAUGGAGAUGAAUGAUAGAUAAGUGGUGUCAUUCAGGCGUCUCUACUAGGACCAGUAUUGGGUGUGCCUUCAUCAGUUACAUUGACAGUGGGAUUGAGUGCACCCUCAGUGGGUUUGCAGAUGACACAAAGCUGAGUGGUGCAGUUGACAGAUGUGAAGCACAGGAUUCCAUGCACAGGGACCUGGACAGACUUGAGAAGUGGACCCAUGUGAACCUCAUGAAGUUCAGCAAGGCCAAGUGCAAGGUCUUACAUCUGGGUCAGGGCAAUCCCAAGCACAAGCUGGGAGCUUUGUGUCAAAAGACUUGGAAGUGUUGGUGGAUGAGAAGCUCAGUGUGACCCAAGCUUAUAUAGCCUGAGGUGUCGGAUGUGCUUGCCUUCAGCCCCUGGCCUGGGUGCCCACUCUGCACAUCAUUAGCAAAGCACACUUGAUUGAGCCAUGAGCACCAAUAGUGUCUUACAGUGCCUGGGCGGUCACUGUAUGUGGUUGAAUGUUUGAGUCAAUAAUCACCAGCGGUUCAGUCUCUUUAAAGAAGGAAAAACACACACACACACACACACACAAAGACAUAUUUGGGGAAAAGAGAAAAGGUGGAUACCAGACUCUCUGUAACCCAAGACAGGUGCUCAGUGCAGGAAGGAUAUGGACCUAUUGAAGUGAGUCUGGAGGAGGGCCAUGAAGAUAAUGAGAGGUUUGUAGUAUCUCUUGUAUGAGGACAGGCUGAGUGACUUGGGGUUGUUCAGCCUGAAGAAGAGAAGGCUCCAGGGAGACCUUGUGACCUUUCAAUACUUAAAAGGAGCUAAUAAGAAAGAUGGGGGCAAACUUUAUCAGGGCCUGUUGUGAUAAGACAAAGUGUAAUUUUUAUAAUCUAAAGAAGGGUAGGUACAGACUAGACAUAAAAUUUUUUACAAUGAGAGUGGUGAAACAACUGAAACAGGUUGCCCAGAGAGUUGGUAGUUUCUCCAUCCCUGUAAAUAUUCAAGUAAUUGCAAGGGGAUUGGACUAGAUGAUCUUCACAGGUCCCUUCCAACCCAAACUUUAAUGAUUCUCUGAUCUUACAGUAAUUUGAUGUGUUACGAUGUUUACCAUUCAUGAUAGUCUUCCAAGUGAGUUUGCCAAGGUAGACAUGAAAACAGGUGUUAGAUAUUGUCUACACAAAUGGAAAUCUGAUGAAAACAUAGGGAAACAAAUGCUAUUUAAGAUCUUGAUGUCUAACAAGAUGUAAAAUGAAAUUUGGAAGACUUGUUUGACCAACCAGUUGUAUAAUGAAUUCUACUGGAUUUACUACCUCUGCAUUGAAAGCUAGUAUUUGUUCAGGUGACAAACUUGCCAAACUUGUGUGAUCUCUGUGUCUCUGUUAUUCUCUGUAAUGAAAAGUAAUAGUUUUUUUUCUCAUUUAAUAAGAUUUUUUUACAUCAUGCAAGCUUUUCUUCAGUACCAAGAUAAGUUAUCGAGGAGCUUGAAUAAGAUUACCACUGUGGUGCCUGUUGCUCAUGUUCUUAUUUUAUAUAAUACAUAAUAAUUAUGUAAUGUAAUAUAAAACCUCAAAUUCUGGCUUUUUUGACAGGUUGAUGGUUGAAUAGAAUAGGAAAAAAAGUUCCAGUUUGCAGUGUGCUGAUGCAUGUUUAAAAUGCUUUAUGGCAGUGCUAAGCAUACAUCUUUUUGUUCUAUGAGUGAAAAAGUAAUUUAUUUAUACGAAAUGUGGUUAUUUUUCCAGCAGUCCAUUACCUUAUGCUCCAGAAUCUAAUAUUUGAAAGUAUUUAGAUAGAAUGUCAUGAACUGAAAUAGUUGAAAUAGUUCAUUGUGCAUUAGAUUGGCAGGGAUGUAAUGCUGGGUGUCCUGUUUUGGGAAAGGAUAUUACUCUGUUUAUGUGUAAAAGUGAGCAUUUAUUGCACACAGCUUGUUCCUUUACUUGUAGGUCAUUUGGGAAUAACCAGGUUGAUUUGUGUUUAAAAUAUGGUUAAUAAAUUACCUUGCCCUACAGCAGACAGUUACCUACAAAAGCAUGUCUGUUAUUAAUUUUUUGUUAAUAUACUUUUCCUAGGAAGCAUUUUUGCAGCUGUUUGUUGGAAAGAGGGAAUACCUCCUUUUCACCAAAUGUUGUGGUUCAGGAGCACAGUUAACAUGGAGGCUUUCCUAAUGCACCCAGAAUUAGACUGUGUUUCAAAAAGAAUAGUAAACACUUCUCUUUUCCUGUGUACAGGCACCUGAAUUAUGUGGGAGAAAUGCAGAGAUGAGCUGGUUGGUCACUUUGUUCAUUUUAUCAAGCCUUCAACUGAACAUUCCCUGGGAAAUGCAUUGAUCUCUCUUCCCCGGACUAAUUCAGCUAAUGAGUGAAACCUUUAUUGCUAGAUCACUUAUAUAUUCUAACUUCUUAAGGGUAAAUACCUUUGUAUUUCAACAGAUUUGUAUUAUAGAAAUACAAGGGGUGGUUUCCUCGGGAACUGAGGCUUGUCAGUAUCCUAUAGUAAUACUACAUCCUGUUGGAAAUUACAUAAAUUAAAUUACAACCUUUAGAUUGUAA